AUGAAUGAAAAAAUCCCUAAACCAGAUGAAAAUGAUCCUAAUCUUGAUACAUGGCAACGUUGCAAUGAUAUGGUGAUAGCAUGGAUUCUUGAAGUCUUAUAUGGAGACAUUGCAAAAUCAGUCAUAUACUCAUCUUCAUCUUACGAGAUCUGGAAUGAACUUGAUGCAUGUUUUGGUCAAUCAAAUGGUGCAAAACUCUAUCAAUUGCAAAAGGAGUUCUCAGAUUUGUCUCAAGGAACAAGUGAUUUAGCCACAUACUAUACCAAACUCAAGAAGUUUUGGGAUGAAUUGAGUGCUUUAUCAUUUGCACCUGCGUGUACCUAUGGAGCGAUGCACAAAAUUCAAGAACUCGAACAAAAUAAAAAACUGAUCAAAUUUCUCAUGGGGAUCAAUAACGAUUAUUCAUCCACUAGAGGUAACAUCCUUAUGAUGAAACCUCUUCCAACUGUCUCUCAAACUUAUGCUCUCUUAAUCCAAGAUGAGAAUCAAAGAGAAAUACAUUCCGCAUCAAUUUUCUCAAUGGAUUUUGCUUCCAUGAAUGCUAAAUUUGGAAAUAAUUUUUCUAAAGCUACAAACUAUGAGAGCAAGAAAUCUAUAGUUUGUACUCACUGUAAAAAAUCAGGACAUCUAGUGAACAAGUGUUAUCGACUUGUUGGAUUCCCAAAGGAAUUCAAAUUCACAAAAGGAAAAAGUGUAGCUGGUAAUGUUUCAAGCACUCAAACCAACAAUGAUAAUGGAUAUUCUCAAGUUUAUUAA
Lactuca sativa (garden lettuce) is the source of this 756-nucleotide messenger RNA. RefSeq lists its product as uncharacterized. The record is from RefSeq and is a predicted model, not a curated record. Gene Ontology annotation, molecular function: nucleic acid binding; zinc ion binding. Lineage: Eukaryota; Viridiplantae; Streptophyta; Magnoliopsida; Asterales; Asteraceae.